AUCUAGCGUCGCUUCUCCUGCUUCUACUGUCGGGAGUGGAGUCCUUGGUGGUGGUACUAGGUUGGAACCUCCUGUUCAAGACCAGGAUCAUCUUCAGAGCGGUCUCAAUACCAGAAGCAUUUUCUCGACUCGUCGAAAUCGUGGUUGCAUGUUGAACUCCAGUCGCAUCCCGUCAAAAAGGCCCUCGUGGAACACGAGUGUCUUCACAGUAGCUAAGCAGGAAGAACGCUUACCGAGAAAUCGCUCAGCUGGGUUGCGCGACGAUUUUAGAGCCGCUUGGGGUUCUGACCGAGACACGCUACUGCAGAAUGCUGCUGUGUUUUUGAAGCGAACGCGCAGGUGGCGAGGUAGGCCUAGUGAAGUUGUGGACAAAAAUCUAGCGCGAUUGCCGUUUUCC
This is a messenger RNA of Amoebophrya sp. A25, 397 nucleotides long. NCBI's taxonomy places the organism in Eukaryota, Dinophyceae, Syndiniales, Amoebophryaceae. The record is from the annotation of a GenBank genome assembly.